CCUCCUGAAAUGUAUAUAAGGAGAAGGGCUCUGCCUCAGAGGAGGUAAAGGAGAUCUCCUUCUUCCACUCCCUGCUCCUCCUGCUCUUCUGCAUCGCCGUUACUGUUCCGCCUCCCGUCUCCUCCAGCCACCAUGAGUCGACAGUGCUACACCUCCAGCUCUCUCCUGGGAAGAAGGGGCUUUUCCUCUGCAUCCGCCGUCUGCGGCCUCGGCAGGGCCAACAGCAGCACGGCCUCCGUGUGCCAGCCGGUGGGACGGCGCUGCGGGAUCGGGGGCUUCAGCAGCCGCAGCGUCUGCGACCUGGGCAGAGGCCAAAGGAUUUCCUUUGGUGGGAGCUGCCGCAGCGGGGUCUACGGUGGCGCCGGCGUCGGACGUUGCAACGUCGCUUACGGCGGAGGCCGCUUUGGCAUGGGCACGGUCGUGGGGUUUGGUAACUGCGGAAGCUACGGGGGCCUGGGCAGCUACAGAGGUCUCGGGGACGGCGUGGCCGUGGGAGGCUACGGCAGCGGCAUCGGCAUCGGCAUCGGCGGAGGGAGAUCGGAAGGGAUUCGGGGCGUCAGCAUCCACCCGGAGCUCCUCAAGCCCCUGUGCGUGGGGGUCGACCCCGAGGAGUGCCAAGUGCGGACCCAUGAGAAAGAGCAGAUCAAGAACCUCAACAACCAGUUCGCCUGCUUCAUCGACAAGGUCCGGCUCCUGGAGCAGCAGAACAAGGUGCUGACCACCAAGUGGGAGCUGCUGCAGCAGUAUGUGCUGCCGGCUUCCAGGAGGAACCUGGAGCCCGUGUUCGAGAACUUCAUCAGCAACCUGAGGAAGCAGCUGGAGUGCGUGCUGGGGGAGCGGGAGAGGCUGGAAAACGAGGAGCGCUGUCUCCGGGACCUGGUUCAAGAGUUCAAGUGCAAAUAUGAAGAUGAGAUCAACAAGCGCACGGCUGCGGAGAAUGAGUUUGUGGUCCUCAAGAAGGAUGUGGACUGUCUCUACCUGACCAAGGAGGAGCUGGAGGUGAGAGUGGGUCUCCUGCGGCAGCAACUGGAGUUCCUGAAGUGCAUCUAUGCCGAGGAGAGAGCUCAGCUGGAUUGCCAACUGUGUGACACCUCUGUCAUCGUGCAAAUGGACAACAGCCGGGACCUGGACAUGGAAGGCAUCAUCAAGAGUGUUGAGUGCUGCUAUGAGGAGAUCGCCCAGAAGAGCAAGGCUGAAGUGGAGGCUUUCUACCAAACCAGACUGGAGGAGCUCCACAGCAGCAGAGGCAAGUUCUGUGACGACCUGAGGAACAACCAGAGCGAGAUAGCUGAGCUGAACCGGAUGAUCCAGAAGCUGCAGUGCGAGUCGGACAACGUGAAGAAACAGAUUGCAGCUCUGCAGACGGCCAUCUGUGAUGCUGAGCAGCGGGGUGACUGCGCCCUCAAAGAUGCCCGGCAGAAGCUGAUUGACCUGCAGACUGCACUGCAGCAAGCCAAGGACAAGAUGGCAUGCUUGCUGAGAGACUACCAGGAGCUGCUGAACGUCAAGCUGGCCCUGGACAUUGAGAUUGCCACUUACAGGACACUGCUGGAAGGAGAGGAGAGCAGGAUAUGCACCGGCAACCCUGUGAGCGUAGCCGUGGUCAGCGGUGGUGGCACCGUCGGCGAGUGUCGAUCCCUAUCUGGAAUCGGAGGCAAAUGCACUGUGAAGGCAGGGGGGGCCGGGCCGGGGUUAGGGGUGGUCUCCUCGUUCGGCGUCACCGGUGCCGGCUUUAGCACCCGGAGCGUGGAUUGUCUGCCCAGGGUAGGGGCUGGCUUUGGGGCCAGGAGCGUGGUCAGCUGCGUGGGGCGAGAGGUGAUCCCCGGUGCUGAAGGGGUGCAGUGUGCCACCGGCAUGGGCAACCUGGGGAACGUGGUGUGCACCAGCGUGGAGCAGUGCAGCCCGGGAGCCGUCAUCAUUCCAGGGGCAGGGGUGUGCGGCGCCGGGAACAGGUACAGCACAGCCAUGCGUGUGGUCAGAACAACCCGGUAGAGGCCGGAGGGUAACUACACAUUGUGUUUUAAAUUAGUCAGCAUUUCUGCGAUAAGACAGUAUUCCCCUUCCUCCUGACAGCUGUAGGGAUCACACAACCAUGCGCUGCCCGUGCACACACCAUUAGGAUAGGCGCUCUGCCAAAAACCCUUUGCAUGAUCAAAACCCACCUUCUCUUGCAUCUCCUUCUCGGAGGGAAAACUCAUCCCCAUGGUCUCAGCCAG
Messenger RNA from Pezoporus flaviventris, 2216 nucleotides. RefSeq names its product keratin, type II cytoskeletal 4-like. The coding region runs from base 133 to 1992 and encodes 619 amino acids. NCBI's taxonomy places the organism in Eukaryota, Metazoa, Chordata, Aves, Psittaciformes, Psittacidae. The transcript has 9 exons. Gene Ontology annotation, molecular function: structural constituent of skin epidermis. The record is from RefSeq and is a predicted model, not a curated record. Gene Ontology annotation, cellular component: keratin filament. Gene Ontology annotation, biological process: keratinization; intermediate filament organization.